Messenger RNA from Sphaerulina musiva SO2202, 957 nucleotides. RefSeq lists its product as uncharacterized. The record is from RefSeq and is a predicted model, not a curated record. The transcript is spliced from 2 exons. The coding region runs from base 1 to 957 and encodes 318 amino acids. NCBI's taxonomy places the organism in Eukaryota, Fungi, Ascomycota, Dothideomycetes, Mycosphaerellales, Mycosphaerellaceae.
AUGGCGCCCGGCAAUCAGCCCCUGCCAGUCAAGCGCAGAUCGAAGAAACAGAAGCAUCGGCGUGAUAUACAGGCCAAGAAGGGAGAUGCCUGGUUGGCCGACAAAGACUAUGUGCCCAGAGCCACCCGCAUGGAGGGGCAAGCGUGGGUGAAGCGAUUGGAGAAAGCCAUCAGAUACUUCGACGACGUGCCUUCGGACAGCGUGCCGAUGGAUUGCCAGUGGGAGGCCUUGAGUCAGAACGACCCACAAAUUCACAGAAAGAUUCUCGAUGGGGCUCCAUUGCUGGUCAACAAGAAGGACGACCUGCAGCGCAACCGCAUCAUAUGGUACAACGGCCUUGAUGGCAGGCACACGUUCAACAGACGUAACAAGCACGCGUCGAUGAACUGUGCGCUCGUGCGUCUCGCAAUCUGCGACAACCCUCCCCGCCCGGUCUCGAAGGUCAUGCUUCUCUACUUCAAGGCGUGUCAAGAGCAGGUGGACACUCCUAAGAUCAGCGAAGACCGAGAGACUUUUCUACGAGAAUGGAUAAAGCCGGAGUCUGACGACAUCUACAUCUUCAGUUACACGGAGAUGAAGAAGUUGUCUCAAUCGUUUGGCCGCAUCCAUGCCAAUGCGGUCAAAGAGGUCACCCAGAAGCAAGACAUGGACGAGUUGGAGCGUGGACUUGCCAACAUGGAGAUGGAAAAUCCCUACGAGAAGCUGGCCAAGCACUACGCGUCCUGGGGUGAUGGCGAGGGGAGCGGAAAGACCACUGACUCUUCAGAGUAUAGGGAGAUGGGAGAUUUGGUGAACGCCGCAAUUGAUUUCUGCGAUAGGGUCUUGGCCGAGUACCCCCACGAAGGUAACGAGCACCUCGGAGUCGAGGCAGAACACGUUAUGAGCAUCCACGCUACCGUCGAUAUGAUGAAGAAAGUGGAUGACCUUUUGAGCGCCUUCGAGAAAGUCAGUAUCUGA